GGGGCUUAAGAAGCUGGAACUUUCUGACCCGGGCAGCCCCUCUCCUCUCAGAGCGGAGCCCCGGAAAGCGCCCGGCAUCGAGCGAGCAGGAGGACGCGCUGCAGCUGGAGAUGGCAGAUCAGUGGCAGGAAUGCAUGGAUUAUGCAGUAACCCUAGCAAGACAAGCUGGAGAGGUGGUCCGUGAAGCUCUCAAAGACGAAAAGAAUGUUAUGCUGAAAAGUUCUCCAGUUGAUUUGGUAACUGCAACUGACCAAAAAAUUGAAAAAAUGCUUAUCUCUUCCAUAAAGGAAAAGUACCCAUCUCACAGUUUCAUUGGUGAGGAGUCUGUGGCAGCUGGGGAGAAAUGUGUCUUAACCGACAAUCCCACGUGGAUCAUCGACCCUAUUGAUGGAACAACUAACUUUGUUCACAAAUUUCCUUUUGUAGCUGUUUCAAUUGGCUUUGCUAUAAAUAAAAAGAUAGAAUUUGGAGUUGUGUACAGCUGUGUGGAAGAUAAGAUGUACACUGGCAGGAAAGGAAAAGGAGCCUUUUGUAAUGGUCAGAAACUACAGGUUUCAAAGCAAGAAGAUAUUUCCAAAUCACUCUUGAUAACUGAGUUGGGUUCUUCCAGAACACCAGAGGUUGUAAGAACUACUCUCGCUAAUAUGGAAAAGCUUUUUUGCGUUCCUAUUCAUGGGAUCCGUGGUGUUGGAACAGCAGCUACUAAUAUGUGCCUUGUGGCAACUGGAGGAGCAGAUGCGUAUUAUGAAAUGGGAAUUCACUGCUGGGACGUUGCAGGAGGUGCCAUUAUUGUUACGGAAGCUGGUGGAGUGCUAAUGGAUGUUACAGGUGGACCAUUUGAUUUGAUGUCACGAAGAAUAAUUGCUGCAAAUAGUAGAGCAUUAGCAGAAAGCAUAGUCAAAGAAAUUCAGAUCGUACCUUAUGAACGAGAUGAUGAAGAUUAAUUACAACAGCCUUAUAUUCAAUCAUAGUUGCUUUUCCCUAGAUUUGCUGACUUACUGAUGGAUAUCUGUUUCAGAUGAUAUGUUCUACUUAAAUUGUCUUUGUCUUGAUUAGAAAAUUGGAACUUGGUUCAUAUUUUACCAAGACUAUAUUUGAAAAAAUGCAUUUAAUGUUUGUUUCAUUGUUUUAAAAAAUUUUGCAUGUAAUAAUGUGCUUUAGGAAAAAGUACAGAACAGGAAGUACAGUUUGUGAGAUAAGUAUAACAACUGAAAUACUCAAUUAGCAAUUUUGCCUUUCUAAGUAUCUACAGUCCUUUGAAAUUAUGACUUAUUAUAUAUAUACAUAAACACUCACUUACAGAAUUACCUUUCUUUAAAAAAAUAUUCUCUUUAGUUUCCAAAGCCAUAUUUAAUUAAAUUUGUAAGGAUAUAAAGAGUACUUCCUAGACCAAGGUUUAUUUCUUUCCAGAGGACCUUAUUUGUUUUAUUCAUCAGUGUCUAUAUAGCACCUCUUAUACUUCUUGUCGAAUAGUAGGCUAUCCAAAAACAAACAUUGUAAGAAUGAAUAAUUGGAAGGCCACAAUUCCUAGUUAUAACAGAUACAUAAAAUAAUGAGCUCAUCAUUUUCUGUAUUUUUACUUCAGAUUUUGAAGUAAAAAUUAUCUAGUUCUCUUUUUUUGUAUUUUACAUUAUCAUACCAUUUCACAUUACCAUACUGCAAGAUAGGAUUGCUUACUGUGUUCAUUUCUGCAAUGAAUACAUUUCCAACAGCACUUUGUUACAGUAUAUUUUUGGAUUUGCUUUAAAGUCCCUCUAUGGGACAGGAGAAACUGUUUACCAAAGCACUCUUCUCAGAUAUUUGAACUAAUUAGAUAUAGUAGCAUUUUAUUAAAUCUAGUAUUUGCAAUUUGAAGAUAUUUACACUGAUUUGGUUAUGCUGGGAAAUACACUGUGUUGUUAAUAUUUGCUUAUUUGAUUUCUCUCCAAACUCAUUUAAUUUUAUUGUUGGUGGAUUCUACUGAGCCUUUAAAUAUUCCUUAAUAGUCUUUGGCCUAUCAAACUAAAAAAAAUUGUACUGGUUUAUAGACAUUUUUAAAGGAUUAAUUUAUUGUUUAGCCCAUGGCAUAUGAACUGACUACUAAGUUUUAUUAUAGGUUUCUAUCUGCCUUGUAUUUGAUAAAACAAAAAGGGCUUCUUUAAAGAUUUCAAAGUAUGGGCUUAUUUUAUUAUGUGUACAUCUAAUUAAAUAUAUAUGAUACUAAGAUUUGAAUAUUAAAAUUACUGUAUUUGUAUGG
Messenger RNA from Microcebus murinus (gray mouse lemur), 2236 nucleotides. Lineage: Eukaryota; Metazoa; Chordata; Mammalia; Primates; Cheirogaleidae. The record is from RefSeq and is a predicted model, not a curated record.